AUGGGCGUCUAUGUGUACGUAAAUUAACCUAAAACAACUUCUUCAUGUGUGUUUGCAUGCAGUACUUGUAACAAAGAAUGGCAUUUACUGUAAGAUCAUAAUGUUAAAGAGAUAAGCUUCUGAAAUGAAUGGCAACUGUGAGAAGAAUUACGUUCUUCAUUUCUCUGAUAUUGCCAAAGAAUAAAACAACAUAACAGAAAAUGUGAUUAAAAUUUAAGAUAAACUAACGAAAAUAUAAUGGUGAGGCAAAAGUUUCUUCUAGGAAAGUGGAUGAGAGUGCUUUGGUCUAUGCUUUGAGGGAACCAUUUUUGCACUUUCCUUUUUAAUUGUGUUUGUUUAUAGUAAUGGUCAAUCAAAAGAAACGGUUGAACACACAGCACACCUAUGCUUUUACACUUGUGAUUCUCUUCUGAGGUCAGCUACCUUGACUAUACUCAUGAUUUGUAAACCAUCUAAAUCAGUGCUGAAAAAAGCUGCAAUUUCUUAGUGAAGUGAAAAGUGGAUGUCCAUCACAAAUACUAUUUCAAAGAGACUAUCACUUCAAAAGUUCUCUAUUUCAAGGUACCUGGUAGCACACAGCGUAUCAUAAGGUAAAAAGAUGCCACUGCAUAACAUCUUGAAAAGAGCUUCAAGUUACAUCCUUGGAGUGCAGACAGGAACCCCUUCACCACCCUCCUUCGCUGAUGGAGAAACUAUUUUCUGUAAGAACAAUGUGUGUGUACAUCCACCAACCCUCCUGCGCCAGGCAUGUGACAUUGUGCACCACCCUGGUUACCUCACCAUUACAUGUCAACAGCAACAGCAACAGAAUGGCAAUACACGACCCACACUGCAGCUCAGCUGGAUACCAAACACUACACUGCGACGCAACCCAUGGACUGUUGAGAAAUCCUGCACAGAACUCACACAUCCUGCUCGAUCAGAGGAACAGGCUGCCACUACUCACAGAGACAAUAACUGUUCUGAAGAGACACGCCUCACAGCUGAUUAUCAGCGCCGGAGUUCGGCAGACAGUAGCAGUAGCAGUUGUAGUAACUUGAUAACACAACAGUCUCGUGAGACUGAGCAACAUACAGACACUGUCAUAAGCUCAACACAUUGCUCAGACAAAUUUAGACACCAUUUCAUAGAACAAAGACCACGCACAGAACGAGCAUGUAUUCCGGAUGAAAAUGGGCAGCAACAGAAACAAAGACCACAAUCACUGGAAUGCAAGAGGAGACUUAGCAGUCAAGAUGAUUUACUUGAGGUGCCAGAAACAGACAGUGAUCAGAAUAACAGUUCAGUUAUCAGUCCUGUUAUCAGCGUAGAAGAGAGUCAGGAUGAUGAGAAUGCAACCAACCACAACAUGAGUCAAACUAGUCGCUCCCCAUCCCUCACAUCUGCUUGCAGCUUGUCUCUUCCACCAACUGCUAUAGGUCCAGACGAGAUUCCACCUUGGAUGAGUUCACCAGAGUUAUUGGCCCUGCAGCAUAACCUCACUUUUCCAGAGAGUGCAACCGCAUCUCCCAUAGUUCGCCGCACCCAUCGUUGCCGGCGGUUCUCUGUAGACCUCGGUCAGAUGAGAUCACUGAGGUUGUUCUUCAAUGACAGUGCGUGUACAUGUGGACAACUGGUGGUGGCAUCCAGAGAAAGUCAGUAUAAGAUCCUUCACUUCCAUCAUGGAGGACUGGAUCGAUUAGCAACCGUACUCCAAGACUGGAAUUUCUUGCUACACAGUCCACAGCUCAGUGCAACUGACCAAUCGCAGCUACCAUAUCGUCACUUUAUGGUCUGCAGGCCAGAAGUGAGCCAGGAUGAGUUGCAUCCUGAGGAAGGUUUGGUACCCCCUGUGGGGCAAGAAGAGUGGUCCAGUCUCCUCAAUGAGGAUGGGCAACUGGAGGAUGAUCUCACACUCAGAAAGGGCAUCUUCUUUGGAGGACUGGAGCCAAGUAUCAGGCAUGUAGUGUGGCCUUUCCUUUUACACUGCUUUACCUUCCAGUCAACUUAUGAAGAACGUGAACAGAUUCUUGAAAUCCGUCAUCAGGAAUAUCAUGAGAUCACUCGAAGGCGUUUGGAGAUGGAGCCAGAGCAGCAGCAAAACUUCUGCCGCAAUGUUCAGUACAUUGUUGAGAAGGAUGUUGUACGCACUGACAGAGGGAAUCCUUACUUUGCUGGCGAGGAUAAUCCCAACAUUCAUGUUAUGAAAAACAUUUUGCUUAACUACGCAGUUUACAAUCCAGGGUUUGGAUACACUCAGGGUAUGUCAGAUCUGCUUGCUCCUGUGCUUGCAGAAAUACGCACUGAGUCUGAAGCAUUUUGGUGCUUUGUUGGUCUCAUGCAGAAAGCCAUCUUUGUUUGCACGCCAACUGACAAUGACAUAGACAGACACUUGAGCUAUCUGAGGGAACUCAUCCAUCUUAUGGUACCCCACUUUUACUCCCACCUUGAGAGUCAUGUUGAUGCCAUGGAACUUCUCUUCUGCCAUCGCUGGAUCUUACUAUGCUUCAAGCGAGAGUUUCCAGAAGUAGAGGCCCUGAAGAUGUGGGAGGCAUGCUGGGCAAACUACCUCACAGACUACUUCCAUCUCUUCCUUUGUCUUGCCAUCAUCAGUAUCUAUUCAGAUGAUGUUAUUGCUCAGGAUCUUCGCACAGAUGAAAUGCUUCUUUAUUUUAGUUCCCUGGCCAUGUUCAUGGAUGGUGAACUCAUUCUCAGAAAGGCGCGGGGUCUGCUUCAUCAGUUCCGUCAGAUGCCGCGCAUCCCAUGUACUCUGGGAAGCCUGUGUCAGUUGUGUGGCCCAGGGAUGUGGGACUCUACACAUGCUCCCAUUGUGGAAUGUACUGGCCAACACACUGAAGGCGAUGCAUGUCCACACCGCAGGUCACAGCAUCAGUAGCAACUGUAAUCAAGAGACGCUGUAUUCAUGUUUCACCUAUUUUCACAUACAUUCUUUAUAGAAAGACAAACUUUGAGAACUGACCAUUCAUAAAAUCCAGUUCUAGCUCAGUCACAUUCCAGCAGCAUACUGUUUGCAGUACACAGAGUGGGACAGAUCUUGCAGGUUCAAAUGAAUAAUAUGGAUGCUUGUAUUGUAUGUGUAUUCUUUGUAAUGAAAUAUAUGUGGAAAGAUAAUGUCUCACUGUUAGCAUUAUGAAAAUUUUUAACUUAUGUAGGAAUGUGGUCUCUUUGACAGUUACGUAAUUCUUCAGUUUGAUACGGAGAAAUAAUAGCUUGGCCAGUCAGAAGUUCAACCUGUGUCAUAGUAUAAGACCCAUCAACCUCAUAUCUAUUUAGUAUCACAGAAACACAGCAUUUAAUUUGGGGUCUGUUGAAUGAGGAAACAAUUCAUAUUAUGUUUUUUAGCACAAAAUAGGUAAGUAAUUUCACAAGUUUACCAGUUUAUCUAAAUUUAUUGUAGUGAAAGUUUAAUGUGUAUACAAAAGACUAGAAACACAAGUAACUGUAUUUUUAAAUAAAUACUAAAAGAUAUUUCUAUAAUGUGACCACAACAUUUUUUUAAAGCUGACAAGCUAUUUAUUCAACAGGAAACUGGUUCAAAAAUAUGUAAAAACAUUUAUUAUUGUUGCAUAUAAAAAUUAUUUUAUGGUCUGACAGGAAAACCGUUAACACUAAUCAAGUUUGCAUUUAAUAUUUUAUUUUGGCCAACAACAAAAUGUAGAACACCAGUGAUAGUAAUGAGAGUAGCUAUAAAAGUUUAUAUUGUAUAAAUAUGGUGGUAUUUGAAUCCUGGGCUCCUUCUC
Molecule: messenger RNA, 3740 nt
Organism: Zootermopsis nevadensis
Lineage: Eukaryota; Metazoa; Arthropoda; Insecta; Blattodea; Termopsidae
Gene: TBC1D16
Product: TBC1 domain family member 16
Biological process (GO): activation of GTPase activity
Cellular component (GO): early endosome
Molecular function (GO): GTPase activator activity
Source: RefSeq, a predicted model, not a curated record